UUAUGUAUGUAAUUUGUUCAUCAUUUCAACAUUUCGUAAAUUCAUAAUCCUUUGAGUCGAAAUUCAUGUCUAGGACAACUUAUUAUAUUAGAGUAAUUUGAAAGAACGUACCAAAUGCAAAAAUACGAUCAUCAUCCAUAAAAUAACAAGCCACAAAAAAAAUUUACAGACUUCUCUCCCCGAAGAACAAUAAAAAUUACAAAUGCAAUCAAAACGUGCACAAGCUUACGAUAAUUGGAAAGUCUAUUCUUCAGAAGGGAAGCUAAUGUUUCGCUGCAAUAGCAAAAAGAUUGCUUGGUAUUUGUCAAGAAACUUAGCAAAUCAAAUCGCUCAUGAUAGUAUUCAACUAAAUUUCCAAUCUAAAGGAUUGGGGCAUGUUGGUGAUGCGUAUCAUCUGGAAGAUAAAUCAAAUUUAUGUGUUUGCUGCGGUGCUAGUGAAGAUUUAACUAUGCAUCAUGUGGUUCCUGACAUGUAUCGUAGACAUAUGCCCGAAGUUUUAAAAUCUCACGCGAGUUACGAUGUUCUUCUGAUGUGUGUAAGAUGUCAUGCAUCAUAUGAAAAAGCAGCAAAUGAACUUAAAAAGAAAAUUGCUAUCAAUUUUAAUAUGCCAUUAAAUGGAAACGGUCAAAGUCGAAUUAGACUAUAUAACAAUAUAAAAAUAAAAAAAGCAGCUUCGGCAUUAAAUCGGAUAGGAAUACCAGAAGAUCGGAUGCGAGAAUUAAAAGAUAUUUUACUUACUUGGCACCAACAGGCCACAGAUAAAACAAAUGAUAAAUUGGAUAAUAUUAUAGAAAAAGCUCUUAUGUUACCAGAUUAUGAAAGAAAUGAUGAAUUUGUAGAACAUGGAAAAUAUGUUGUCAAUCAGUUAUUAAAAGAUUGCCACUAUUUAACCGGAUUGGAAAAUAAUAGUAUAAAAAAGAAAUGGCCAAAAUUAGAAGAAUUUAUUUAUUUGUGGAGAGACCAUUUUUUAAAAAACAUGGAACCAAAAUUUUUGUCUAAAUUCUGGAAAGUCAAUAAUAAUAUAUAUGUAAUUAGAUAAUUAUAUAUUCUAAUAAAUAUAUUUCACAUCAUAGUAUUAUGCAUUUUUUUAUUUGUUUACCCUAAGAAUGUAAAGUUAUAAAUUUGGUU
This is a messenger RNA of Rhizophagus irregularis DAOM 181602=DAOM 197198, 1128 nucleotides long. RefSeq lists its product as uncharacterized. Lineage: Eukaryota; Fungi; Glomeromycota; Glomeromycetes; Glomerales; Glomeraceae. The record is from RefSeq and is a predicted model, not a curated record. Gene Ontology annotation, molecular function: single-stranded RNA binding; 3'-5'-RNA exonuclease activity. Gene Ontology annotation, cellular component: nuclear exosome (RNase complex); nucleolus. Gene Ontology annotation, biological process: histone mRNA catabolic process; nuclear polyadenylation-dependent antisense transcript catabolic process; nuclear polyadenylation-dependent snoRNA catabolic process.